AUGACGAUACAGUAUGCUCAAGAUAUUAGAAAUGCUUCUAUAUGGUCUAAUGUUAGAGUUCUUUUAAGAUGGAAAGGAAGUGUCUGGAAGGGUGUUUAUAAAGAAUUUAUUGUUUGGGCAUUAUUAUUUAUAGCUAUCUAUUUAUUAGUUAGAUUUGGAUUUAAUGAUGAACAAAAAAUAACUUUUGAUAGAGUUUCAUAUGCUAUAUUAAAAUUUCAAUCAUUUAUUCCUUUAACAUUUAUGUUAGGAUUUUAUGUAACACAAGUUGUUAUGAGAUGGUUUUUAAUAAUUGAUAAUUUAUCAUUUAUUGAUAGUUUUUCAAUUUAUUGUACACAAUAUAUAUCAGGAAUGGAUAUUCGUUCACAAUUUAUGAGAAGAUCAAUAUUAAGAUAUAUGGCAACAUCUCAAGUUCUUGUUUAUAGAGAUAUCAGUCCAAAAGUUAGAAAACGUUUUCCAGAAUAUUCUCAUAUUAAAGAUCAAGGAUAUCUUACAGAAGAUGAAUGUGAAAAACUUUCUCAUCAAGCAAGAAAUACUUUAGCACCAUGGUGGAUUCCAGUAUCCUGGGCAAUGAAAUUAAUUAUAGAUGCUUCAAAAGAAGGUAGAUUAGAUAAUGGUCAUUUUGGUGUACAAGAUUGUUUAGGAAAAAUUAUGGCAUUUAAAGGUUCACUUCAACAAUUAUUAAUAUAUGAUUGGUUUCCAAUACCAUUAUCUUAUACUCAAAUAGUUUCAAUUGCCGUUAGAAGUUAUUUUUUCUUUUGUUUAAUUAGUAGACAAAAAGGAAUGUCAAAUGAAUUUUAUGAUAAAAAAAAUAAAUCACUUAAUUUAUAUGUACCAAUAUUUACUGUAUUACAAUUUAUUAUUUAUAUGGGUUGGUUAAAACUUGCUGAAGAAUUGGUAAAUCCAUUAGGUAAUGAUGAUGAUGAUAUUGAUGUAGAUUUUGUUUUAAAUAGAAAUUUAUCAGCUGGACUUGGAAUUGUAGAUAAAGAUUUAGAAUUUACACCAUCAAUUAUUGGUGAUGUAAUGUAUAAAAAACCAUAUCCGAAAGUAUUAAAUACUCCAGAAGUUAAUGAAUUUCCAUAUGAAACUUUAUUAAAAAAAGGAAAAAUUAAUUAA
This is a messenger RNA of Strongyloides ratti, 1113 nucleotides long. RefSeq names its product Bestrophin/UPF0187 family-containing protein. Bases 1 to 1113 code for a protein of 370 amino acids. Lineage: Eukaryota; Metazoa; Nematoda; Chromadorea; Rhabditida; Strongyloididae. Gene Ontology annotation, molecular function: chloride channel activity. The record is from RefSeq and is a predicted model, not a curated record. The transcript is spliced from 2 exons.